Messenger RNA from Zeugodacus cucurbitae (melon fly), 962 nucleotides. RefSeq names its product signal peptidase complex subunit 2 (gene Spase25). Gene Ontology annotation, cellular component: membrane; signal peptidase complex. NCBI's taxonomy places the organism in Eukaryota, Metazoa, Arthropoda, Insecta, Diptera, Tephritidae. Bases 100 to 681 code for a protein of 193 amino acids. The transcript has 2 exons. Gene Ontology annotation, biological process: protein targeting to ER. The record is from RefSeq and is a predicted model, not a curated record.
AAUUAUUUGUUGUCGUGUACUAAUAGUGAAUUGCAUUCAAGUUGUUAAAAUUUUUCUCAUUUCAACUUAAGUGUGCUUUAACAUAGAACUAAUUUCCUAAUGGCUAAUAAAAAAGAAGAGAAGCCACAACCAGAAAUUGAGGUUGUAAAAAUAAACAAAUGGGAUGGAUCUGCUGUAAAACAUGCACUAGAUGAUGCCGUGAAAAAUUGUCUAUUGUGCGAUCGCCCACAAUUGAAAGAGCAAUUCGGUUUGAUAAAUACCCGACUGGUGUUGUGCGCACUGGCCGUAGGUGUUGCAGUGCUGGCGCAUGGCUGGGAUUUCACACACCCCUUCCCUGAAUCUCGCCCGGUCUUGCUCUUUAGCGUAAUUGCCUACUUCGCUCUAAUGGGAAUUCUCACACUGCAUACAACGUUCCGCGAAAAGGGCACCUUUGCGGUUGCAAUCCAAAAGAAUGGCAACAAUGGACCACGAACCUGGGAAGCUAGCUCCGAUAUGAAGAAAUACGAUGACAAAUAUACACUCACUUUUUCUGUAAGCGAUACCAAGGGUGUACGUGAAGCAAGCAGCACUAAGUCAUGUGCCAAUUUCAUUGACGCCAAUGGUAUUGUGUUGGACAACUUGGUUGCAAAUGAAGUCAAUCGUUUGUUUAAUUCCUUGUCAGCUGGGAAAAAGGAUGAGUAGCUCGCUCUGUCGGAUGAAGUAGGAGUAUAAUAAUGUAUUUAAAUUAUAGUACACACAAUGAAAAUGGAAGGUACGUUGUUGUAGAUGAUGAUGGCGAUGAAAAGGUUGGACGAGAUCGUGAAAGCGCUAUGGAUGUAGCUGAUUUAGAUUUGCUGCCAUUGUGUGUAUAAUAACAAUAUAAAUGUAUAUUCUUUUACAUUAGUAAUUGAAUAUUUCCAUAUAAUUUGUAAGCCGUUUUGGAAAAUAUGCAUUUCAACAAUAAUAAUUUUGUCCAAAAGUGA